Megachile rotundata (alfalfa leafcutting bee) is the source of this 466-nucleotide messenger RNA. Its product is annotated as bursicon. NCBI's taxonomy places the organism in Eukaryota, Metazoa, Arthropoda, Insecta, Hymenoptera, Megachilidae. The record is from RefSeq and is a predicted model, not a curated record.
GGUUUAUUAAUAUGUCUGAUGACUGGAACCACAAGAGCAAUUAUCGGUGUUGAUGAAUGCCAAGCAACUCCAGUCAUUCACUUUUUACAAUAUCCAGGAUGUAUUCCUAAACCAAUUCCUAGUUAUGCAUGUAGAGGUCGUUGUAGCAGCUACCUACAGGUGUCUGGAUCAAAAAUUUGGCAAAUGGAGAGGAGCUGCAUGUGUUGUCAAGAAAGCGGUGAGAGGGAGGCCAGUGUAUCCUUAUUUUGUCCAAGAGCCAAACCAGGCGAAAAAAAAUUCCGAAAGGUAAUUACCAAAGCGCCCUUAGAAUGUAUGUGUAGACCAUGCACCAGCGUGGAAGAAUAUGCAAUUAUUCCUCAAGAAAUCGCUGGAUUUGCUGACGAAGGUCCUUUUACAACUUCUGCACAUUUUAGAAGAUCCUCUGAUUUACAAUAAUUAUAUCGUCUUCAUGUUACAUAUAUUAGAU